AUAAAAUACGAUGGUGGUAGGGAACAAAUGAUUAAAGUACCGUGGUGCGGUUGGUAAUAAACUGAGGAAGAUAUCUAUAUCUAGCACUGAAAUAUUCUAUUUGGUAUACCCAAGUAUUUCAUUUUAGAUAAAAUGGCAUCACCAGGAAACAAACCUUCGGCUAUCUCUCACGGCGAAAUGAAGAACUUUGCCUUUGGUUUUCGGGCCAUGAGGAAAAAACCGGAGAUUAUACCCCUAAUUGCAAUCAUGACAACUGCAUGCGUAGGUGUGGCGGCCUACUGUGUAUAUGCUUUAGUACACAAGAGUGAUGUAAUGAUUGACCGAAGGAGGCAACAACCACCGUGGGAAAGAGUUAACCCUGAAACACCUCAGAAGCUCUUUACAGUGAAUCAAGAAUACAAGAAAAUACCAGAACUGGAAUCCCUGAAGAAGGAUCUUGGAAGUAGUUAAAUUAGAUUUAGUGAUAAAUUAAUAUAACGUGUACUUAGACCAUCUUAUUUUUAUUAGAGCACACUGUUUGUUUUAAUUCCGCACUCUGGAUUAUAUCCGAGUUUCAUGUUUCUCAGGGCUAAAUUGUAGGAUAUUAAGUCAUUUCUCUUUCGUUCGUUAAAAUUUAAUAUUUAAAACCCAAUUAUAAUUGUGUUUAAAAUUUAGACUUGUACAAUGUUGAAUUUUAGUGGUGAUUAUUUUCAAGAUGUACGAGAAGAAACAACUUAAUAAGACAUGCAAUAAAUAUUCCUAUAAGUUGCUUUCUUUCUAUCGGUGAUUUAAUAGUUCUGCAAUCAAUGGAUUCUGUAGCAAAAAUGCGUUGGUAUUGUUAUCAAGGCUUAAAAAUAACCAAUAGUAUUUUACCUUCAAAAUCACUUGUUAAACGACAUGUCUAGUUAUAGAUAACAAAAAAAAAAAAAAGUUUUUUAUUCAGUUCCGUUUAAAAUAACUUAUGGCGACUUCUUUAUAUAGUAGGAUUGGCCGUGCUUCGGAGCACGGAACGGAGUUGGUCAGCUGUUCACCUGAGCUGAGGUUGUGGAACUGUUUCACUCUUUCCUAACUGAUAUAAUUUGUAAAACUUGACUUGACAAAAUAAUUAACAACCAGUCAUUAAUCUUAAGUGUGUAUUGAUAUAAUAUUCAAAAACAAUAUAAAAGUAAAAUAUAUAUAUAUAUAUAUUUAUUACGUGUCUAAAAGGCUAUUUAUUUAUAUAUUGGUAAAUUAAUAACAAUCAAUAUGAUGCAGGCCUUCCUAAAAUCGGAGCUCAAAUAUAUUAAGCCUAAUUGCAUGGGAAAUUAUUUUUCCAUAAGCGAAUUAUAUUACUUACUACCUUAGGAAUCCGUGUUUACAGUUUCAAUUGUACUGUUAUCUCUCCAAGGGAUUACAACAACAAUAAAGUAUUUUGACAAGUUA
This is a messenger RNA of Limulus polyphemus (Atlantic horseshoe crab), 1401 nucleotides long. RefSeq names its product normal mucosa of esophagus-specific gene 1 protein-like. The record is from RefSeq and is a predicted model, not a curated record. Lineage: Eukaryota; Metazoa; Arthropoda; Merostomata; Xiphosura; Limulidae. Bases 133 to 450 code for a protein of 105 amino acids. The transcript is spliced from 5 exons.